GUAUUUAUAUGCCCUUUCAAUGUGUUACUCAGACAAACUAUUUCAACCAAUUUCUCCACUAAAACUUUGGAUCUGAACAUUGAAAACUCUUGUUCAUAUUAUCUUUGGAUAUGGCCUGUGAAACCAAGUUAUGGUUAGUGGGUGUUUUUCUCUUGAUCGCAACGUACAUGCAACGACAUUGCGUUGUUGCAGGUGAUCCCCAAGUACCUGGUUUUUUCAUCUUUGGAGACUCUCUGUCAGACUGUGGAAACAACAACAAUCUAAAAACUGAUGCUAAAGCUAAUCACCCACCUUAUGGGAUUGAUUUCCCAAAUGGCCCCACUGGGAGAUUCACCAACGGCCGUACUACUGUUGACAUACUCGCGGAGCUUUUGGGAUUCGACGCAUAUAUUCCCCCCUUUGCAAAUACGAGUGGUUCAGACAUACUGAAAGGCGUGAAUUAUGCAUCAGCUGCAUCAGGGAUUCUCAACGACACAGGCUCACAUUGGGGUGAGCAUUUUUCGUUGAAAAAACAGAUGGACAACCACAAUGCCAUAGUUUCGAAGAUCGGCAUGAAACUUAAGAGUCCUGAGAAAGCGAAAGAACACCUACACAAGUGCUUAUAUUAUGUUAGUAUAGGCAGCAAUGAUUACUUAAACAACUACUUCGUGCCAGAGCAUUACAAUUCAAGUAAAAGCUUUUCAACUGCCGAGUUUGCCAAGGCCCUUAUGAAAGAAUAUUCAAGGAAUUUAAAGGAGUUGCAUUCACUUGGAGCAAGGAAGAUUGUUUUGAUGGCAGUACUCCCCAUAGGGUGCCUUCCAGGGGAAGUUUCUGCACGUGGAAAACCUGGAUCACUGUGUGUUAAAGAGGAAAACGAAGCAGUGGUCCCUUUCAAUGAGGAGCUUAAAUCAUCAGUUGAUCUUUUCAACAAAGAAUUCCCUGAUUCUAAAUUUAUUUAUAUUGACACUGCUGCUGCGAUAUUAACCGAAAAGACUAAAGACAUCCAAGGUGCUGUAGAAGGUGUUGAAUGCUGCAAAGUUGGGUCGAAUGGACUGUGUGUGGCUAAUGAGGAGCCAUGCAAGGAAAGAAGUAUAAGGCCAUUUUUUGAUGCAUAUCAUACAAGUGAAUUCGCCAACAAAGCCAAUGCAGCAAUUGCUUAUAACGAUGUUAGUGGCAAAGCUGCGUACCCAAUGGAUAUCAGUCACCUGGUGAAGGAGAAGUUGGAAACUUAGAGUUCGAUCAAAUUUAGGCUUUCUUUCAUUUUUAAUUCUAUCUUUAGUAUACACACUGCCAUAUUUAAGUUAUUUUCAUUUCUCUCUAAUGUGUUUAUAAUAAAGUUACAGCUUGGUCACCAUUACCAUUGGACACCAAGAAGUUAAGUAGUAUAAUGCAUGGCAUUUAUAUUUUUCUUUAUCAAUUGUGUUUUGUUAUUUUUAUUUUAUUUUGUGUAAUACUUUUCUAUGAUUUUCGAU
This is a messenger RNA of Vigna unguiculata (cowpea), 1451 nucleotides long. Its product is annotated as GDSL esterase/lipase At1g29670-like. Gene Ontology annotation, molecular function: hydrolase activity, acting on ester bonds. The record is from RefSeq and is a predicted model, not a curated record. Lineage: Eukaryota; Viridiplantae; Streptophyta; Magnoliopsida; Fabales; Fabaceae.